AUGAUAUAUGAAUCAAUAAAAAAUAUAAAUUUUUUUACAAAUAAAAAUAAUUAUAAUCACAUUUUCAAUAAAUCAAAUUAUUAUUUUUUUAAUUCAAAUAAUACGGUAGCUUCAAAUGAAAUUAAUCAAAAAACAAUUAGAGUUGUAUUUUCAAGACCAUGUUGGGGAGUUUAA
Dictyostelium discoideum AX4 is the source of this 174-nucleotide messenger RNA. RefSeq lists its product as hypothetical. The record is from RefSeq and is a predicted model, not a curated record. NCBI's taxonomy places the organism in Eukaryota, Evosea, Eumycetozoa, Dictyosteliales, Dictyosteliaceae. The coding region runs from base 1 to 174 and encodes 57 amino acids. The transcript is spliced from 2 exons.